This is a messenger RNA of Paramuricea clavata, 480 nucleotides long. NCBI's taxonomy places the organism in Eukaryota, Metazoa, Cnidaria, Anthozoa, Malacalcyonacea, Plexauridae. The record is from the annotation of a GenBank genome assembly.
AUGAAUCACGUUAGCAAAAACCAAGCUGAUGGUACUUUUAAAAAUUAUUAUGACGGUUUUACGAAAACCUUCUAUUUUGAAACGUUUGUUGGUGAACCGAAGUUAAACGCACUUUUGGUAAAAUAUCUUUUUGAAAGCGAUCUUUCCUACUAUCAAUAUUUGUCCUACCCCGUAGCAGAUGAAAAGAAACAAAAAUGGGUCAAGACUAUCGGCGUUCUACAAUUUAAUAAACGUUUAGCCAAAAGUGUUGUUCAACGAAUGUUCGUUGGCAAUAAUGUUUUUAUAGAUGUGUUGUUACCCAGUAUGAAACCUACAAUAUUGGUACUGAUGAAAAUCUAUGUGAUUGGGGAACGACACGGUUUGACAUGGGAUGCAACAAAAUCGUCUAACACACCAUUUGUUUUUGGCGGUCCAACAACAACUUGUGAAGCGCAUUAUUUGAAACCCUAUACGAAGGCGUUGACGUUGUAUCGAGACUGA